AAACAUUAAACAUAAAUCAGGUUAACUGAAUUUUGAUGAUUACAUUCAGGAUGAAGGCUUGGUUUGUUGUGAUGUGUUGGUUGUGUGUUACAGCUGUGUUUGGGUGUUCUGAAAAGCAAGCUUUUGUAUGCUCACCUCCGUUUGAAAUUUACGAGGGCAACUGUUACAACAUCAGUACAGACAAGGUGUCAGGAGACGAGGCAUUUGCCCGAUGUAGACGUAUGGGGGCAUACCUCGCCAAUUUUGAGACACUUGAGGAAGCAAUGUUGAUGAAGCAAAAAUUGAAUGGAAUGAAAUCAGGUCUCCAUUUUUACGUCGGUGGGAGAAACAUAAAUAGACGAAAACCAGGAGGGGACUGGAGAUGGAUCAGAAAUGGAGAAAUGAAGGAAAUGACGUAUUUCGCUUUUGGUUCCUCUCAGCCCGAUGGGUCAGAUUCAGCCCCUCAAGACUGCAUGUUCUUUUAUGCAGCCGAACGAUACAUUUUUCAUGACGUCUUUUGUGACCAUGAUUCAUAUAUCGGCGGUUAUAUCUGCGAAAAGUAAAAGAGAAAUAAAAUAUCAAAAUUAG
Messenger RNA from Saccostrea cuccullata (small rock oyster), 567 nucleotides. RefSeq names its product C-type lectin domain family 4 member M-like. Lineage: Eukaryota; Metazoa; Mollusca; Bivalvia; Ostreida; Ostreidae. Bases 36 to 542 code for a protein of 168 amino acids. The transcript has 4 exons. The record is from RefSeq and is a predicted model, not a curated record. Gene Ontology annotation, molecular function: signaling receptor activity.